Malassezia vespertilionis is the source of this 555-nucleotide messenger RNA. RefSeq lists its product as uncharacterized. The coding region runs from base 1 to 555 and encodes 184 amino acids. The transcript has 3 exons. Gene Ontology annotation, cellular component: Golgi apparatus. The record is from RefSeq and is a predicted model, not a curated record. NCBI's taxonomy places the organism in Eukaryota, Fungi, Basidiomycota, Malasseziomycetes, Malasseziales, Malasseziaceae. Gene Ontology annotation, biological process: Golgi organization. Gene Ontology annotation, molecular function: protein binding.
AUGGAAUUGGAGUACCCACCUGGGAUUCAAGUGCCUAAUACGACAAACUGGGUUUUUGUGGAUUCGAAUGAAGGUAAGCUCAUUACUUUGAACGUGUGGAAUACCAAGCUGCAGGCAUUUCGAGGGUCUCCUGCAGACUCUGCCGGGCUUGUGCCGUACGGCGACUAUGUAAUUGGCUGGCGCGGCGGUCCACUUGAAACGGAAAGUGACUUUGUCCAGCUGGUUGAGCACCAUGCGAAUCAGCACUUGGCGCUGUACGUCUACAACACCGACUAUGAUCAUACGCGCGAAGUUGUUAUUGUGCCGAACCGCGAUUGGGGUGGUGAGGGGCUGCUUGGCUGUGGAAUCGGUUCUGGCUUAUUGCACCGAAUUCCCAAACCACAGCGGACAUUUGAGGAUUCAGAAGAAUUCGCAGCAGCGCCGCCGUUAGUGUAUGAGCCGCGCGGGCAGCCGCGGGCACAAAUAUCUGCCGCGCAGAAUGCACGGCCUGAAGCUAGCAUGCCGAGCAAUCUAACCGGCGUGACAGUGAGUAUGCAUGCGCAAGAAGAGGAAUAG